AAAAAGUGAUAAUGCGCUGCAUGUUUACAACGUUGCUGAUCAAUCGUAAUAUCACCGGCUUACCUCAGUUUCAACAUUAUCAUCAGUUUAUGUUCUUAAAAAUCAUCUUAUUCACACAUUUCAACCUCUGUCAGUUCAUCCAGUCGUAUAGUACGGUUUCAAUCUACUUAUGUAAAACAUCCGAUAUCAACAUCUCAUCCCCUUUAAAGAAAUGAUGAAACGAAAAAUUAUAUUUUUUCCUACUGUUUAUCGUAAAUAUCGCUUAUUUCCUAGAAUAUACCAUGAAAAAAAUGUCCAGACAACUAAACUAGUGUCUGAAAAAAACCACAUUAUUAAUGCUGCUGAAAAAAUCGUUCAAGAAAAAUGGGAAAUUAAGAUGAAAUUAUGGAUGAGAAAAUACGAAGAUCUUUUUGGUAUUACUCAACUAUCUGAGCUUCACACGAAAGUUUUGAAUGUUCAAGAAAAAAUCCAAAAUGUUCAGGAGAGAAGACGAAUAGUUCAAGAAGAAAUAUUUGCUGUCCAAAAGAAACUGCAAGAAUCACAAGAUAUUUUGCAUAAAACAUCACUAGGAGAUGAUAUGUAUAUAUCUUUGGUUACCCAAGUACGAGAUCUUUUAAAAGAGCAGAGGCGACUUCAAGAAGUCUUUAGCUUGCAUGAUAGAACGGAACGAGAACAUCAAAUGACUUUAGCUCUUGCUAUAAAUAGCAGUCAAGAUCAUGAAAGGACUUACAGAGAAAAAAAUAAAUAUUUAUCUUUGAUAACUGGUGUUGUUGGUGCUAUUCUAGGUCUUUUGGGAUCAACAAUUAAUAAUUGGCGUCACAGAAAAGAUAUUAAAGUGUUUGCUGGUGAUAUAGCAGAUAAAGUAGCAGGUUUACAAGAACAAAUAGAUAGUCGUCUUACGAAUUUACCAGCUACUAAAGUUAAUAACAAUGAAUUAUUAAAAACUGACGCAUUUUUCAAUGAACUGAAAAUGCAACAAGGAGCUUUAUCUGAAAAUAUAAAAUACUUAGAAUCCCUCUUAAGUAACAAAGUUUUAAUAAACUAUGAAAAACACGAUGAAAUAUUUUUAGAUUUCCAACUGAAGCAAUUGAUUUAUAAUUUAGAAGAGAACUUUGAUGCAAAAUUGAAGCUUCAUACAUCAAUCAAUGUAGGUUUAUUGACAAGUUUGUUGCUACUUUGUAGUUAUCUAUUUUAUGUAGGUAAUGUUCGCUAAUUAGAAAGUAUAUUUUGUUUACUAUCAACACAUUCUUGUAUAAAUGUUUGUAUUUAUUUUCUUGAUUAGAAAUAAAGAUUUACUUCUGUUAA
This is a messenger RNA of Parasteatoda tepidariorum (common house spider), 1305 nucleotides long. Its product is annotated as mitochondrial potassium channel. NCBI's taxonomy places the organism in Eukaryota, Metazoa, Arthropoda, Arachnida, Araneae, Theridiidae. The record is from RefSeq and is a predicted model, not a curated record.